AAGAAUGAUGUGGUUUAAUAUUAGAAGUUAUAUCGCUUCAGAUAUGCUUAAACUGUACUCGCUGAUAGUGGAGCUGGCACUAAGAACAAGAAGCAUCUUUUAUUAUAAUCCAAGUGGGCUAGAAUGCAACUGGAGGUGGUUGCAACUGCAUAACUUCACCAACCAUCCACAGUUGGUGUGGAAUUCCGCACUGCCCUUUGUCCAUCUAAAUCGCCUCUUCAAUAAUGAGCUAUUUGUACUGGCAUGCUUAGAUGCGGAUUUAGCUAGGAACGAGCUAACAGGAUUGUUGUCCAGUCUAAGUCAUUUAACGAACUCCAAAGUUCUCAUUGAACUGGUUGGUAACAAAAGCGUGGAACCGCGCUCAAAGGACUCCCUAGUCAGAGAUAUUCUCUUGCAAUUCCGAAAGAAGAAUAUGCUCAACGUCGUGAUAUAUUUUAAGUCCACAUCGCAUCCCUUGUUUCUCUACAGCUAUGACGCAUUCCCCCAAUUCACUCUUCGGCAGCGGGGCUUCACAAAAUCGCGCGGAGAUCAUUUGUAUCCCAGGCAAAUCGAGAAUGUCAAGGGAUACAUUUUGCGAGUCAUCCACGAUUUUUCAGAACCAAACACCAUUAUUUAUUACGACGCUAAUGGGAAAGAGCUUAUUCGAGGAUCUCUAUGGGAUUUUAUAGCUAACUUUGCUUCGACAAUUGGUGCCAGGUUGAAGGCAAUAGAACCAACGUGGCCCCAUGGUCGCCAUCUGGGUGACUCGUAUAUGCUGGAGCUCACUAAGAACAAUAGUGUGGACAUCGGUCUCUUCACUGCACAGGUCGACGAAAGAUAUUCAAAUAGAUUCUACCAAUACUCGUUCCCCAUCCUGUAUGCCAGCUGGUGCGUUAUGAUGCCCUUGGAGCGUCCUAUCCAAAUCCCAGCCAUAUUCAAGCACAUUCUAUGCACUGGCACCAUGGCAUUCCUGAUGAUAGCUCUCAUCUGCUAUUGGCUGUCAUCGCUAUUGGCUUUGCUCUUUGUCUGCCUCUGCCAGGCGCAGCUGAUGUUCUUGUUGAUCAUGCAUCCACGACAGUUGCCCAUCGACAGCUUUGACGCUUUGCUCGCCUCGGACUUGCGCAUUCUUGGCGUGAGUUCGGAAUUCUAUUUGCUGGAUGCCGCCUUUCGAGCUCGCUAUGCUGCGGCCUUUCGGUUGACCUCCAAUGUUAGUGAAUUCUUCGAGCUGCGAAACAGCUUCAACACUAGCUGGGCGUAUAGCAUCACUUCCAACAAGUGGACUAUGAUGGAGGCACAACAAGAGAAUUUCCAACGCUCCGUCUUUCGUUACUCGGACCUCUGUCUGCAUGAAAGUCUACCCUACAGCAUUAUUCUCGACGAGGACUCUGUGUACUAUCAAGCGCUGAUGUUCUACUCGAUGCGGGUUCACGAAGCAGGACUCUUGGAAAAAUGGGUUCGCAAUAGUUUCUAUGACAUGGUGGAGGCGGGUCGCAUGCACCUAACGGACUACAGCGUAACUAUUGAACCGCGACCCUUACGUCUGCCGGACUUUCAGAUUCCGUGUCGUUAUUUUGUCUUUGGCAUUAUUAUGGCUCUAGCUGCAUUUAUGAUUGAACUUCUCCGCUUCUAUAUCAAUGUAUUCUUAGAAAAUCUUUGA
Drosophila albomicans is the source of this 1636-nucleotide messenger RNA. RefSeq lists its product as uncharacterized. The record is from RefSeq and is a predicted model, not a curated record. NCBI's taxonomy places the organism in Eukaryota, Metazoa, Arthropoda, Insecta, Diptera, Drosophilidae. The transcript has 3 exons. Bases 5 to 1636 code for a protein of 543 amino acids.